AACAACCGCCGCCUUUCUUGCUGUCCAAGAUAAAUACUGACGAGAUAAACCACAAAUAAACCAUAAACCCACAGAUAAAGUCUUCCCCAUUUCCUCCUUCAUCUGCUUACUCUUGUCCCAGUUCCCCUUUUUGUAUUAUCGAGUUAUGGAAGCUACUUUUGAGUCGGUAAUGAGUUCAAAGAAUAGCAAUAACGAGCACAGCCCUUCACUACAGAGUUCCGGUGUCGCCGUUAGCAAUAAGAAGCGGCGGAGGAGGCGAAACGUUGGUGAAUCGGUGCAAGAUACACUUGAGAAGUGGAGGGAGUUGAACGACAACAACAAAGCUGAUUAUGGUGAAGAAGAUGGUGUUAGAAGAAGGGUGGUUAAGGUUCCAGCCAAAGGAUCUAAGAAGGGGUGCAUGAGAGGGAAAGGAGGGCCAGAGAACGCAGGAUGUAGGUAUAGAGGUGUAAGGCAGAGAGUUUGGGGGAAGUGGGUGGCUGAAAUUCGGGAACCUGUUAGCCGUGGAAGACAACCGACUAAAGGGAAUAGUAGGCUUUGGCUUGGGACGUUCUCUAAUCCUAUUGAAGCUGCCCUUGCGUAUGAUGAAGCAGCUAAAGCUAUGUACGGUCCAUUUGCACGCCUCAACUUUCCUAAUUACUCCCCGGGAUCCAUGGUUUCCUUCGACAAAGUUUCAGCUUCAGCUGAUAACAAAACAUCAUCCGCGGAGAUGGAGUUCACUUCGCCUUCGAGGAGUGAUAGCUUGGGUGACGAAAAACCUGAAUGUUCUGAAGUCAGGAAGAAAGAGGAAACAGGGGAGCUGAUGCAGGGUACUACAGGAGAAACAGAGACCAUGGAGUAUAAAUACAAGCAUCCAGAUUAUUUUGAGGUUCAGACUACCUUAAAGAAUGAAGAAACAGAGUUCGAGCUUUCAAGGGACACGAAAGAAAUUCAUUUUCCACAUAGCAUUUCAACAGAAGGUACAGCAGAUGCCAAGCCUGUUGGGUUAAAAACAGAGCAAAAUUAUGAUUCUGAUCCGUUCGAGUUACCUUGCUAUCCAGCCAGUUCUUGGCAAAUUGGUUUAGCUUCUCCCCAGCAGAACUGGAAAGCCAGACUAGCAAGUCAAGAGUGGUUGAAUAAUUUAGGGACAGAGUUGGGUCUGGAUUACAACUUUGAUUUUACGAGGCAUGAUCUUUAUCUUCUGGACUCUGUAGAAGAGUCAGCACCUUUUAAUUUGUGGUCCUAUGACUCAGGAUUCUAGGUAUUUUGCAGGAUUGCUUAUGAAUUUGUGAUGUUGUACGUCUAUGAUUUCAACUAUGUUCUAAACCUUUUGUAAAACAGUUGAACGGAACAAUAUUAUAACAUUAGAUAUAUAUUUUUUAUAUUAGUUGUAUAAUAAAAAUCAAUUUUUUUA
Messenger RNA from Rubroshorea leprosula, 1390 nucleotides. Lineage: Eukaryota; Viridiplantae; Streptophyta; Magnoliopsida; Malvales; Dipterocarpaceae. The record is from the annotation of a GenBank genome assembly.